AUGAGGUGUUUUCUGAGCGUCUGCGCACUGCUGGCGAUGGCGAUGGCCGUCCCCAACCCCGAGAGUGACUCCUUCAGCUGGGCCGUGGACGAACCCGACUACGGCAACAACUACGGCCACGCCGAGGAGAGUGACGGCAUCGUGACGCAGGGCGAGUACCGCGUGCUGCUGCCCGACGGCCGCACCCAGAUCGUCACGUACCGGGUGGAGGGUGACAGCGGCUACCAGGCUCAGGUCACCUUCAGCUGGGCCGUGGACGAGCCCGACUACGGCAACAACUACGGCCACGCCGAGGAGAGUGACGGCAUCGUGACGCAGGGCGAGUACCGCGUGCUGCUGCCCGACGGCCGCACCCAGAUCGUCACGUACCGGGUGGAGGGUGACAGCGGCUACCAGGCUCAGGUCACCUCCAGCUACGGCUACUAG
Pollicipes pollicipes is the source of this 426-nucleotide messenger RNA. RefSeq lists its product as uncharacterized. The transcript is spliced from 4 exons. The record is from RefSeq and is a predicted model, not a curated record. Gene Ontology annotation, cellular component: extracellular matrix. Bases 1 to 426 code for a protein of 141 amino acids. NCBI's taxonomy places the organism in Eukaryota, Metazoa, Arthropoda, Thecostraca, Pollicipedomorpha, Pollicipedidae.